Lepisosteus oculatus (spotted gar) is the source of this 7521-nucleotide messenger RNA. The record is from RefSeq and is a predicted model, not a curated record. Lineage: Eukaryota; Metazoa; Chordata; Actinopteri; Semionotiformes; Lepisosteidae.
CACUGCUUCCAAUUAAGUGGACAGCCAUUCGUUUCCAAGCAGGAUUGUGAACCUUUUUCCUUUUUUUGUUUGCCUCUCCUUUUUUUUUUUAAGGGGGGGGGUAAUGAACUUUGGGAAAAGGGGGGGGAGCAUCAGGUUUUUUUUGGCCAAGCAGAGUGUUUCAGGGUGAGAACGUAAAAGAGUUAAGAGAGCGGAGCCGAGAGUAGCAUCGCCUUCUGGGCUUGCCUUUUCCUUUUUUUUUUCCUCCCUCCUUCCACUCCUGCGUUCCUCUCUCCUCUCUCCUCAGGGGAUGAAACUCUAACGCACAGACAUGGUCCUGCUCGGGCUGCUGCCUCUCCUUUACUUCUCGGUUGUGUUUCCCCACCCAGCGGACGCCCAGAGCGCAGGAGGCGAGAGGAUAAAGGUCCUCUUCACCCCCACCAUCUGCAAAGUCCGCUGCACCCAGGGCCACUGCACCAAUUUCUGCGAACGGGGUAACAUCACCACCCUGUACAGCACCAACCACGGCCGGCCAGAACCAGGAUCGGGCUUCCGAGUCUUUCUCUGCCCUCUGCUGUGCCAGAACGGAGGGGUGUGCAUACAAAAGGACCGCUGCCUCUGUCCCCCAACCUUCACGGGAAAGUUCUGCCACAUCCCUGUUCGCUCCUCCACCAAUGAAAUUAGGAAGCUGCCCCCAGCCGCUGCCCUCUCGUCCAAUCAGCAGAGGCUGACUGAGUCAGAGUACACUCUCCCCCUGCAAAACCACCAAUCGCUGCAAAGUGGAGGUUCAUCCCUGGUGAAGGUCCGUGUCCAACACCCUCCGGAAGCCAGCGUCAAAAUCCACCAGGUGCUGAGGGUGAGGGGAGUUCAGGAGGAGGCUGAGGAGCAGCAGGCUGAUACCGGCGUGGGGACAGGGGGCUUGUCGGGCAGGAGACACAGCUUGCUUCCAGGCGAGAGAGCAGAGGCGCCCCCUCCGCGGGUCCAAGCCCAGACGGUACGCGGGGACCCCAGCUACACCGAGUCUUCGGGGUUCAAGUACUGCUUCGGGGAGGUGCGCAACGGUCAGUGUAGCUCCCCUCUCCCUGGCCUGAGGUCCCAGGAGACAUGCUGCCGGGGUGCAGGACUGGCGUGGGGGAUUACAGAGUGUAUACUCUGUUCCACCCUUUCAGGUUCUGGUGGCAGCGGAGACCGAAGUUGUCCGCAGGGAUUUGAAAGGAGGAACGGGACCCAGUGUGUUGAUAUUAAUGAGUGUUCGCAGCCUGGGUUCUGUGUGAACGGAGACUGUGUGAACACUAGAGGGAGCUACAGCUGUGUCUGCAAGCAGGGCUAUAUAUUGGAUGCCUCUCACGGAAUCUGUAUCUCCCAGAAAGUGAUCUCCGAGGACAAGGGCCAGUGCUACCGUCUCUUGACGUCGGGCAUCUGCUCCCUGCCCAUCCUGAGGAACAUCACCAAGCAGAUCUGCUGCUGCAGUCGGGUGGGCAAGGGCUGGGGCAGGAGCUGUGAGAGGUGUCCACCCUUCGGCUCAGCGGAUUUUAAGGAGAUAUGCCCAGCAGGGCCUGGCUACCACUACUCUGCCUCCACAGUUAAGCUCAACCCCAGGCUUGUGAAUCUACAAGGUGGGGGGGCUUCCCUCGACUCCCAGAUCAUAGCUGAGCUGCAGUUCGGUGGUGUCCCCACCGCACAGCCCACAAGAGGCCCCACACGUGAGUCCCAGAAUUCACCAUCCAGCAUGCCUGGGGUUCUAGAGCCUGACUGCAGGAAAACAACCCGCCCUGAGAUAAGAGAUGGCUUUGCAACAUCACAGCCAUUGCAGAAUGGAGCACACACAGACACAUUCGUAUCUCUCAGCUCAGUGUUCAUCUGCAUCAGGCCCUGCAGGAAUCAGGUCACUCAGAAAGCCGUUUUGGGUGGGGGAAUGCACUAUAUCUCAAUGCAAUACGUCAAUGAGUGUGAGAACCCCUUGAUUUGUCCCGGGCAGGAGUGUGUUAACUCCGCAGGCUCCUUCCAGUGUAUUCCUUGUCGACAAGGGUACAGACUGCAGAAUGGCAGGUGUACAGGUUUUAUCCCGUGGCCAGACGUGGACGAGUGCGCCAGGCCGGGGCUGUGCCAGGACGGCCGCUGCACCAACACGGAGGGCUCGUUUGAGUGCCAGUGCCUCACCGGCUUCACCACGAACCCGGAGCGGACCGCCUGCCUCGACGUGGACGAGUGCGCCGAAUCGAGGGGCGCGGUGUGCAGAAACCAGCGCUGUGAGAACACCAUCGGCUCCUUCCACUGCAUCACCAUCUGCGAGCCGGGGUACAGGGUCACGGCCAGCGGGGACUGCGUGGACAUCAACGAGUGUGCCAACAACACCAUCUGCGGAGAGCACGCCUUCUGUCAGAACCUGAUGGGCUCGUACCAGUGCAUGUGUGACCCGGGUUACGAGACGGCAGAAGAUGGGAGGAGAUGCAUGGACGUGAACGAGUGUGAGAGCAUGCCGGGCGUCUGUGGGGCCGCCCGCUGCGAGAACGUGGAGGGCACUUUCCUGUGCAACUGCCGCAACGAGCAGGACGAGUACGACCCGCAGACCAGACAGUGUGUGAGCAGGCCCGCAGCAGAGCCCCGAGUGAUACCCAUCAAUGCCGGGGGGGCGUUAGUACCGGACUCCAGGCCGCAGCGCAGCGACGCGCAGGAGUGCUACUACAACACCGGAGACACGCGAAUGUGCAGCACGCUGUCACGCAACACCACGCGCCAGGAGUGCUGCUGCACCAUCGGGGAGGGCUGGGGGCUGGGGUGCAGCUUUACACCCUGCCCGGCGCCUGGCACAGAGGAAUUCCAGGCUCUGUGUCCACGUGGGCAGGGAUAUGUGACAACAGGGCUGGGGUCCUUCAGUUACCAAGAUGUGGAUGAGUGCAAGAUCUUUCAUCCGGAGAUCUGCAAAAAUGGUGUGUGCUCUAACAACAUCCCUGGGUUCAACUGCUACUGCUUCUCCGGCUACUACUAUGAUUCAACCUUACUGGAGUGCAUUGAUAACAACGAGUGUGACAACGAGGAGGCCUGCAAAGACGGGCAGUGCAUCAACACCGAGGGCUCGUACUACUGCACCUGCCAGGCCCCGCUGGUCCUGGACGACACUCAGAUGAGCUGCAUCAACACCACCAGCGAAGACCUCGAUGAGAACCUUGCGUACUGCUGGCAGGAGCUGACCCUAGACCUGGUCUGCCAGCGGCCUCUCCCGGAGAGACAGGUGACCUUCACGGAGUGCUGCUGUCUGUAUGGGGAGGCCUGGGGCCUGAAGUGUGCUCUCUGUCCCGGCCGGGACACGGAGGCCUAUGAGACGAUGUGCAACACUCUGAGACCCCCAGCCUAUGGCCCUUCUUUCGGGGGGCGGUACAGGCCCAUGCUCGGUGGGGAUUAUGGGGCGCCUUAUGGGCCGAAUAUCUUUGCUGAGCCCCCUCCCAGGCCUGGGGGCCCUGACUUCCUGAUUCCCGGGUAUGAGGACUACUCUCCUUUGGCAGACAGAGGAACAAGCUCCAGGAGAAGACCUCCAUAUGGACUUCGAGAGGGCCCCUACGGCCGCCGAGGCCCGAAUCGCCGCUAUGAAAUAGGGGAGUACGAGCCGCAGUAUGUGCCCCCAGAACCGGACCCCGAAUCUCGAUAUGGGAUCCCCAACCCCCUGUCAGAGCCUGCGUAUGAGCUGCUCCCCCGGCAGGGAGUGGGCUCUCUCCCUGCCGCUCCCCCCUUUGACCAGGGCGAACCCAGACCCCCAGAGCCUUGGCUUCGCUACAGGCCCCGGGAGGGGCCCCCAUUUCCAGAACGGGGUGCUGCAGGAGGGACCCGCCGAGAGCUCUAUGACAGCCGGUAUGAGCCCCACGAAGGCUUCCAGGCAGAGGAGUGCGGGAUCCUGCACGGCUGUGACAACGGCAGGUGUAUCCGCGUGUCCGAAGGCUACACCUGCGACUGCUAUGAUGGCUACCAGCUGGACAUGACAAACAUGGCCUGCAUAGACGUGAACGAGUGCGAGGAGGAGGGGGACCCCGGCACUCUGUGUGUGAACGGCCAGUGUGUGAACACGGACGGCUCUUACGAGUGCGUGUGCCUCCGGGGGUUCGUCGUGUCCAGACAGCCCCACUACUGCGUCCCCGCUCCGCCCCUGCAGUGAGACGGGCGGCGGCGCCGGAGAGCCCUCUCGCUCCCCGCCCCUGCAGUGAGCCGGGCUGCGGCGCCGGAGAGCCCUCUCGCUGCCCGCCCCUGCAGUGAGCCGGGCUGCGGCGCUGCCGCCAGCGCUGCGCUUCUGCCGAUUUCCCCCUUCUGUUGUUUUUUUUCCCCCUUUCCUUUUCAGAUGUUCGAGGGCUUUUUAAAAAAAAAUCUGUAAACGCAAAUAACCGCAACGUCAUGAAGCGAUCUUUUUUUUACUGUCUGCAAAAGUCCGGUGGACGUGAAAAGCGCAGCCUUGCUUUAAAAACGAGGCUUCAGGCUGCACAGUGCCCCUGAGAAUGUGUGAACAGUGAAGCGGAUCGGUUGCCAAGGCUGUGACCACGUGGCCAGCCUGGCCUGGACACCCAGCAUGCUCUGACCAAACUAUGGCUGCCAGUUUGCCUUGACUUCACCUCACAGAUGAGCUUCUCUGGACCAUCUCUCUGCCCGUGAGCACCCGUGACUGUUAAGGGAGGACUUAGCACUACGUCAUAAAGAUUUAAGCAAUAACACUUACCAGCCAUUUCCUCGUUAGCACUGAUAUCUCGUGUGCUUGUUAGGUUCUUUACCCAAAGGGUGGUGGGAGUGUGGAACUAGCUACCCAGCCAUGUUGCUGAAGCUGCUGCCCUGGCUUCUCUCAAGGAGCAACUGAAAUUCUUGGAUCAGGUAGCUGGGCCAAAGGGUCUCCUCUUGUUUGUAACCGUUCUCACGCUCUUUAGGAGCUUUUAAAUGUUCAGGAACGUCCAGGGUUCAGGGUGGCAGCGGGCUGGGGAGGCCGCGUCCACGCUGGUCCUGCCCUCCCGGCGCUGAGCGCAGCACGAUAAACCCCCCGCCCCCCCUCGCUAGCUUUCUUCCUUUCCAGAGGUAAUAGACGUGUGGGAUCGGCUGUUGAGGAAAGAAUCAUCCUGUCAGUUCGAUUAUUUCAAGUGGAUUCUCAAUACUGCAACAUCACUCCAGGAUGAGGCCUGGGAAGUCAAGUACUGUCUCUCCAGGCUGUCAGAUGCGACACAACAAAGCAUAUAACUCCUAGUAAGGAUGCUGAUAGUGAAAGGUUUGUGAUAACAGUGAUCAAUAGCCCUUUAACCAAAUCCUUUAGCUAACCUAUGCCCAGCUGCUGAAGAGCUGAAUUAUUCUCACGGGAAGGCAUUAUUUGUCAAACUGCUGCUUGUUAAGUUCUCAGCUUGGUGACUGAGAGCCGCGCGGACUCGGGACACCAGCAGAGAAAGGGAUCCUGCAGAGUAAGAGCUGAAAACACGGGCGAAUAGCACUGAUGCUCUCCCUGCACCUGGAGGGCCACUGUGCCUUCUGGUUGCCAUUUGAUCUGAGCUGUUUAGUUCGACUUAAAUCGGAUCACUUAUUGACUUAAUUGGUCACCACUGUUUUCAGGUCUUUGACCACUACGGAUUGAGUGGGAAUGCCAGCAGGCUAGUGAUUCUUCAGAGCCCUACGUGUCCCUGCUGUGUGGGAGGAGUUGACCCUAUGACUGAGCGUUCACCAGGACCCUUUGAGACAGCGGGGGGUUGUAAAACGAACCUCCAAUUUCAAAAAAUGUGAAAAUUACACAUUAUACCUCAGAUGAGCUUAAUUGUGGUGUUCAGUGACUGUGUGGGAUGAACCUGUAAUUCAGAUCUGUUGCACUUCGUGCCCAUCAUUGAUCUGACCAUCUGAACAGCUGAUGACUUUCACCGGUUCAUUCAGGAUAGUCAUUCCAAAUGCAGUUUUAUGAACCAUUAACAGAAUCUGAACACUGUGGUAUUAGAUGAGAACUUCAACAAAGUAAUCAAAGUGAAUAUUUAAAAAUAUGCUUUAUGGAUUUUGUUGUUAUUCCCCUGCUGGGUAAUUAAUUAAGCCAAUGUAAUUCCGGAUAAAUCUUUUGUUUUGGGACAAUUAUAAAUUCCCCUGUCUCUGUCCUGAUGCAGGUGAAGUCAUGUGGUCAUACCGUGGACUUUAGGAUGGAGAUCCAGCUGUCUUACCUUGUACUCUGAAUAAGAACAGUGCUUUAAUACUGAAGAGGUCAACUACAGUAGGAUAUUGAAAAGGGUUGUUUUAUCGAAACUGAAGUCACACCACACAGCAGUAAAGCAGUUGUUUUUGUGAUUGAGUGUGAUUAGUGAUGUUAAUCAGGGAAAUUAGAGUUUAUAGUUUUUUGUUCCUAAAUCCACCUAAAUCUACAUAACAAGCAAAAAUGUUGAAAAUUAGUGCAAAGGCAGUGGUUUUUGUUACAACUCUUAGGAGGGGGCCUGAUCAUUUUUUAAAGCAAUGUUUUCUCAUAAUGAGAUGCUUAGCUACUGCACCCCACUUUCUGCCAAGAGAGCUGUUAAUUGUUAUAGUCAACAUACUUUAGUUAAAAAAAAACAUUUAAAACCCAAAUAAUCACAAAUGGAAAUUCCUAAAAAAAGUAAGAAGGUAUGGCCAUUUCAGUAGGAAAAGCUAGAUCACUAUAGAUUUAUGUGUUUUAUAUCCUAUUGUAUAUUAAUUUAUACUCUGUGCAAAGUUAAGCUCUUUUUUACUUUAAAAAAGCUAUUAUAAUAUUACUGUAACUGUUAAAGAGCACAUGCGACCGUGAUUUUAAAAUGCUGUUCUGUAAGAAAAACCCGCCAAGAUUUCCGAGAACUACUCCACUAUAUUCACUUCUCGUCCAUAAAAAGCCUGUUGAUUUUUAAUCGUCUUAGAACGAACGUGCUUGCAAAGAAAUAUCGCUGUAACUAAUAAAACAAGUCUAACGGGUCUUUCAUUUUGGCGGAAUAAACUUGGAAAAGUGAAAUACGUCUAAAUAUAUAAAGUAUGUAACGGAAAGAAUUGGGUUUGAAGUGCUUUCUAAUGCUCACUUUGUAUUAUUUAAAUCUCUUUUAGUAUAAAAAUAUUGGUGAUAAUCGUUUAUCAGUUCUCAACCUGCAUUAAGAGAUGGAAAUGGGUUUUAAAAUUACUAUUCACCUUUUCAGUUUAUGACGAAUGUCUCGUCUUCAACUGUAUGUUUAUGUCAUUGGUCAGUUUUUUUUCACGUAGAUUAACAGAUGAAAACCUAAAAAUGAUUCUCAGCACAUAAACUUGUAUAACACUGUGCACUGUACUUGCGGAGGACUGAACUAUUGUAUUAAGCUGCAGUCCGCGGUCUUUGGGAAAAAAAUCAAAUGCUGUUUUUUGUCAUUUGGUUUUGAUCUUGACUGAAGUUUAGUGUUUUCUUGUUCAUGUAUAAAACGUUGUUUUUUUAAUGUCUUUGCACACAUUCCAAUUCUGAAUAGCAACGCUGUACAUUUGUAUUUCGGAAGAAAAUAAAAUAAAUUGUAUACCUGAUAACAGAGCAGUUCAAUUUUACACGGUCUGAAAUAAGUAAACACCCGAAAAAAAAGAUUCGGAAGA